Molecule: messenger RNA, 3119 nt
Organism: Microdochium trichocladiopsis
Lineage: Eukaryota; Fungi; Ascomycota; Sordariomycetes; Xylariales; Microdochiaceae
Product: vacuolar sorting protein
Exons: 4
Coding region: 264-2930 (888 amino acids)
Biological process (GO): intracellular protein transport; retrograde transport, endosome to Golgi
Cellular component (GO): late endosome; retromer, cargo-selective complex; retromer complex
Source: RefSeq, a predicted model, not a curated record
CUCCCAUCCCACCUUGGCAUUGCGCCGGCGCAGAACUUCGCAGCUCUCCCCGACCUCGCCUCCGCAUCCACCAGGCCCAUCCCAUCGCGAGACCCAGGCGAUCAGAUCACGGCAGCAGCGACAAUCACCUCUGCUGCAGACAAGAGCGCAGCGCAGCACCUGCGUCUUACGGACCCGACCCAUAUCGGUGCCUGCAUCUGGGUCUAUUUUGAAGCGCUCCCUGCUGAGCUUAAGGUCGAUAACCCACACACACAUCCGCCGCCAUGACGACGACACCAGCGCCGCCAGAGGACCAGGCGAGAUUGCUCGAGGAUGCCCUCGUGGCAGUCCGCCAGCAGACUGUGCUGAUGCGCAAGUGCCUCGACACUCCAGGCAAGCUCAUGGACGCCCUCAAGUGCUGCUCGACACUUGUAUCAGAGCUCCGCACCAGCAGUCUCGGCCCGAAGCAGUACUACGAGCUGUACAUGUCCGUCUUUGACGCCCUGCGCUACUUAUCCGUCCACCUUCGCGAGAACCACCCGCACAACCACCUCGCCGAUCUCUACGAGCUCGUUCAGUAUGCCGGAAAUAUCAUACCGCGGAUGUAUCUCAUGAUCACAGUGGGGACGGCCUACAUGGCCAUCCCGGACGCCCCCGUCAAGGAGCUCAUGAAGGACAUGAUGGACAUGAGCCGUGGAGUCCAGCAUCCUAUCCGCGGCCUGUUCCUCCGAUACUACCUCUCUGGCCAAGCACGCGAUUACCUCCCCGCCGGCGAGGGUGAUGGUCCCGAGGGCAACCUGCAGGACUCUAUCAAUUUCGUCCUCACCAACUUUGUCGAGAUGAAUAAGCUCUGGGUCAGGCUGCAGCAUCAAGGCCACUCGAGAGAACGCGAGCAGCGGACAAAGGAGCGCAAGGAGCUCCAGCUGCUCGUCGGAAGCAAUAUUGUGCGCCUCAGCCAAUUGGUCGACUUGGACACCUACAGCAAUGGCAUUCUCGGCCCUCUCCUCGAGCAGGUCGUGCAGUGUCGUGAUGUCUUGGCUCAGGAGUACCUUCUCGAGAUCAUCACACAGGUCUUCCCUGAUGAGUUCCACCUACACACCCUGGACCAGUUCCUGGCUGCCGUCUCGAGGUUGAACCCGCACGUCAAUGUCAAGUCGAUCGUCAUUGGUCUCAUGGAUAGACUAUCUGCGUACGCGGAACGGGAAUCGCAGGCGGACGAGUCGGGCGACCGCUCGAAGCUCGAAGAAGAGGCGCUUGCGGAGCUCCUAGAAAAGGUGCGACUAGGCAAGGAGCAGCAAGAAUCGAAACCUGCCCCGGGCGAGGGCAAAGCCGAUGCGAAUGGCGACGAGGCCGACCAAGAUACCGAGUCGGUCAGCACGGCGGCUGCCACCUCUGAGAACGGGAAUGAGGCGGCGCCCAGCGAGGCUGGCACAGAGACGACAGCGGUAGAUGGUGGAGCCGAGCAAUCGGAUGAGGAUGGUGCCAAGAAGCAGCGCGGCAUACCCAAGGACAUCAAGCUCUACGAGAUCUUCUUUGAGCAAGUCAACAAUCUGGUCAACAUGCAGCAACUUCCUAUCCAGGACACAAUUGCCCUGUUGGUGUCGUUGACGAAUCUCGCACUCAACAUCUACCCGAACAGACUCGACUAUGUGGACCAGGUGCUGGAGUACGCGAAUCGCAAGGUCAGAGAACAUGCCAACAGUGCCGACUUGCAUUCGCCGGGCGCCCAGCAGAGCCUGCUCUCCCUCCUUCAAGCCCCGCUCAAGAGAUAUGUCUCCAUGUUUACGGCGUUGUCGUUGCCAACCUACGUUCCGUUGUUGCAGUCGCAGACGUAUCCUACGAGAAGGGCUGUCGCUGGAGAAGUCGCCAGAAGCCUGUUGAGAACUCUGACCAAGAUCUCGACCGUCGCGCAGCUCGAGAAUGUGCUCGAGGUGCUUAAGGUUCUGAUCAAGGAAGGCUCCCAAGCUCCGGCAGGAUAUCCUGGUGGUCCCCAGCGGCGCCCAAUGGAGACGGAGGAGACAAUGGAAGAGCAGGGCUGGCUAGCGCGGAUCGUACAUCUGCUGGAUGCCGAGGACAACGAUACGCAGUUCAAGCUCUUGCAAAUGAUCCGGAAGGCGUAUGCCGACGGCAACGAGAGAAUCCGCACGACCACACCGCCCAUGAUCACUGCCGGCAUGAAGCUUGCACGACGCUUCAAGGCUAGGGAGCACUAUGACGACAACUGGGAAACGCAGUCGAAUGCUCUGUACAAAUUCAUGCACUCUGCCAUUUCGAAUCUGUACACCAAGGUCAAUGGUCCCGGUGCUGCCGAGAUGUCACUGCGCCUAUUUGCCUCUUGUGGCCAGACUGCGGACAUGUUGGGCUUCGAGGAAGUCGCGUACGAGUACUUUGCACAGGCGUUUACGGUUUACGAGGAAGCCAUUUCGGACUCGAAGGCGCAGUUUCAGGCGGUCUGUGUGGUCGCUAGUGCUCUGCACCAGACGCGCAACUUUGGCAAGGAGAACUACGACACGCUGAUUACGAAGUGCGCCCUCCAUGGCAGCAAGCUGCUGCGGAAGCCUGACCAGUGCCGUGCUGUGUACCUAGCAUCACAUCUGUGGUGGGCCACGCCGAUUGCAGCGACGGAUGAGUCUGAAGACGGGUUAUACCGAGAUGGCAAGCGCGUGCUCGAGUGCCUACAACGUGCUCUGCGUGUAGCCGACUCUUGCAUGGAGCAGUCGACAUCGAUAGAGCUCUUUGUCGAGAUCCUUGACCGUUACGUCUACUACUUUGACCAACAAAAUGAAUCGGUCACAACGAAGUACAUCAAUGGCCUCAUUGAGCUCAUUCACUCGAAUCUGGGUGUGAACCAGGACACGGCUGGGCUGGAGAGUAUCAAGAAGCACUUCAACCACACGCUCGAGAACAUUGCUAGCCGACAAUAUGAAGGCAUCGUGCUCAAGCCGCAAUGAAUUGGGGUGGGCGAUGAGGUGGACCACAGGCAGCAGGCACAGAAGUGACGUGUACAUAGAUGUCUUGUCUGGUAAUGGCAUGCGGAGAGUAGUCUUUGAGACGAGGAAGGAGCGUGAAAUAGCAAGCAUUGAGCCACUUGAAGGACCCUACUAUUCUAUCUAGACGCAGGACACUGCAUGAUUGGCUUA